AUGCCUGGAGUCCUGAAUGUCGAGAAAUCACCAGCCCAAAUCGAUGCCGAGGGCGCGUUGCACAGCUUUCAAGUUAAUGCAGUUGGUCCACUCUUGCUGAUGAAGCAUCUUGUCCCGUUCCUUCCAAAAAAGUCUUCUUCUGCAUUUCCUACCGAGAUUGAUGAUGGUGAUGAUGUCGAUGUCAAUUUUGAUUCUGAGAAUGCACUACAGCUACCCGCACACGCAACAUACGCGAUGAUGGCGGCUCGUGUGGGCUCAAUAUCUGAUAAUAAAUCUGGAGGUUGGUACUCGUAUCGGGCGAGCAAAGCAGCUGUAUUCCAAAUUGCGAAGACCUUUGAUUUGUAUCUGCGCGGACGGUGUGGAGAUAGAGCUUUGGCUGUGGCUCUGCAUCCUGGUACUGUGCGGACGGAUUUCACUAAAGAGUUUUGGUCUGGUCGGGAGAUGUUGGAGCCUUUGGAUUCUGCAGAUCGGUUACUGAGAUUCUUGGCGGGAUUAUCUUCUGGUCCUGAGGAUGGAAGAGGGAGAUGUUGGGACUGGAAGGGCGAGGAGAUACUACCAUGA
Molecule: messenger RNA, 561 nt
Organism: Penicillium odoratum
Lineage: Eukaryota; Fungi; Ascomycota; Eurotiomycetes; Eurotiales; Aspergillaceae
Exons: 1
Coding region: 1-561 (186 amino acids)
Source: RefSeq, a predicted model, not a curated record